AUGGAGGGCAAUUUUUACCUGCAAAGGCUCGUCUUUUGGGCUGAACUCCCCAACCCGACGGUGGAUGGAACCUUACACUUGUCCGUUUUCAGCGAAGAUGUCGCCGGAAAAGUUGUUCUCAUCACCGGAGCAUCCUCCGGCAUCGGCGAGCAUCUGGCGUACGAAUAUGCUAAAAGAGGAGCUUAUCUGGCGUUGGUUGCCAGAAGAGAGAACCGGCUCCGGGAAGUGGCCGCCGUGGCACAGUAUUUAGGGUCACCUUAUGCUCUCGUGAUUCCGGCGGACAUUUCCAAGAUUGAAGACUGUAAACGGUGUAUCCAAACCACCGUCACCCACUUCCGACGACUGGAUCAUCUGGUAAACAACGCAGGAGUAUCAAGCGUCAACCUGUUUGAAGAAUACGACAACCUCCAAAAUGCGGUCCCGGUGAUGGAUGUAAACUUCUGGGGAAUGGUGUAUUGCAGCUAUUAUGGGAUUCCACACUUGAAGCAAAGCAGAGGGAAGAUUAUUGGAAUUGCUUCUUCCGCCGCAUGGCUGCCUGCCCCCAGGCUCAGCUUCUACACCUCUAGCAAAGCAGCAGUGAUAAGCUUCUACGAGACAUUGCGAGUGGAGGUUGGAAGAGAUAUUGGAAUCACCAUCGUCACGCCCGGGCUGGUUGAAUCGGAGAUGACACAGGGAAAAUUCAUGUCCAAAGAUGGCCAUUUAUACCUCGACCAACAACUCAGAGACGCUACAGUGAGUGCAAUGCCGAUUAUGCCAAUCGACGAUGCGGUGAAGGGGAUAUUAAGGAGUGUGUGCAAGGGAGACCGGUAUGCGACGGAGCCACGGUGGAUGAAAAUGGCGUUUUACUAUAAAACGUUGUGGCCUGAGUUAGUAGAGUGGUUUAAUUACUUGAUUAACAUGCGUGGUUCAUCUAAUUCUCCUACAGACACUUUUGGGAAAAGGCUGGUUCAGCUCAGUGGAUUGAAGAAUUGGUUUUAUCCGGACUCUGUUCGUUCACCGGACUUGGACGUCGAAACUAACUGA
Messenger RNA from Cucumis sativus (cucumber), 1023 nucleotides. RefSeq names its product 11-beta-hydroxysteroid dehydrogenase 1B. The coding region runs from base 1 to 1023 and encodes 340 amino acids. Lineage: Eukaryota; Viridiplantae; Streptophyta; Magnoliopsida; Cucurbitales; Cucurbitaceae. The record is from RefSeq and is a predicted model, not a curated record. Gene Ontology annotation, molecular function: oxidoreductase activity. The transcript is spliced from 8 exons.